Molecule: messenger RNA, 1260 nt
Organism: Chara braunii
Lineage: Eukaryota; Viridiplantae; Streptophyta; Charophyceae; Charales; Characeae
Source: the annotation of a GenBank genome assembly
AGGUGAGCAGGAGGUGAGCGGCAGGUAAGCGGCGGCAUCCAGAUCUGAGAGCGUCAAGUGAGCGGCGUCCAUCUGAGAGCGUCAAGUGAGCGACAUGUCAGAACGUCAAACGAAAGGGGAUAAAGGUGUACGAGGAGGAGGAGGAGGAGGAGGAGGAGGAGGAGGAGGAGGAGGAGGAAACAUAGGUGAAGAUGACGAGGGGGAACAAAGGAGUAUGAGUAAUGGUAGGAAGAGGAGGGAGGAGGAGGUGGAAGAGUGGAGAGGAGGAGGGAAGAGGAGGGAGGAGAAGGAAGAGGAGCAGAAGCAGGAAGAAGCAGCAGGAAAGAAGAAGAAAGGAGUAGGAGAAGGGUGGCAGGAGGAGGAGGAGGAGGGGGAGGGAGUAGACGGACGAGGAGCAGAAGCUGGAAGAAGCAGCAGGAAACUAGAAGAAAGGAGUAGGAGAAGGGUGGCAGGAGGAGAAGGAGGAGGGGAGGAGGAGAAGAGGGGACCAGGAGGGAAGAAGGAAGAGGCAAGGAGGAGGGGAGGACGAGAAAACAGUCAUACUCUGGGUUUAUGGGUGCAAGUUGAUGCAAAACCGUUAUGGGUGCAAUAUGUCUCAAGCACCCCAGCUACACGGCUGGAUGUCAUCAAUUUGCAGGAAAAACUGGACCAGCAGCUCCAGCAGCGACAGGCAAGGGAGACCGGGAUCUGCCCUGUAAGAGAAGAGCUUUACGCUCAGACAAUAGCUGCCUAUCAGACAUUGUACGAGAGCAGUGUGGCCUUCGGGAUGCGAAAGGCUCUGCAGACUGAGCAAGGCAAAGCAGAUAUGGAGGCAAGGAUUCAGCAGUUGGAGGUGGACCAAAAGGAGCUCGAGAGGCAAGUUUCUGAAUGGAGGAAUAAAUGUGAAGCUAUCGAGAGGAGGGAGAGCGAGCGGCGAGCUUUGGAGGAGAAGAAACAUGCUGAGGAGGUUGCGUAUCUUACUCGUUCAAACAAACAGUUGAAGACUCAGCUGGAGACGUUUCUCGCCCCGGCAAAAAAAUCAUAACUUUCAUACUCUGCCAACUUCUCCGCUUUCUGUUUUGGAAUCUGUCAGAGAUUUCCGCCCUGCGAUUGCGAGACUCUGCGAAAUUAUCCUGCAAUUAAUAAAUUUAUUAAAUUAUUCAUUCUGCGAAAUAAUCCUGACAUUCUCCGUUUUCUAUGCUCUCAAAUUUUUUGUCCCUUUCUUUGCUGUGCGACGUUAGCAAUUUCCAUUUUUUUUUGGAAUCAAAUGCCAGUAGUCGC